Molecule: messenger RNA, 1712 nt
Organism: Sitodiplosis mosellana (orange wheat blossom midge)
Lineage: Eukaryota; Metazoa; Arthropoda; Insecta; Diptera; Cecidomyiidae
Product: UDP-glycosyltransferase UGT5-like
Exons: 7
Coding region: 32-1615 (527 amino acids)
Molecular function (GO): UDP-glycosyltransferase activity
Source: RefSeq, a predicted model, not a curated record
ACGAUCAGUGUGUUUUGAUAUCAAGAACAAAAUGUCUCAAAAGAUUUUCUUCGGUUUGUUAUCAAUUUGUUGUUUGAUCGUGAAAUUUGCUGUCGCAGCAAAUAUUCUGUAUUUAUGUGCAUUGCCAUCGCCCAGCCAUCAAGUCUGGAACAGUGCAUUGGCCGAUGGUUUAGCUGCCCAUGGACAUAAUGUGACUGUGAUCGCGCCUGACAUCGUAGAAAAUCCACCGAAAGGUGUUCAUUAUAUUUAUUUGGAAGGGGUCUACAACGACGAAUAUCGUGCACUUCAAAAGAGUUUGUUCAAUGUCACUGAAUUAAUGAAUCCAUUAGUUGAACCGGUCAAUUACAACCGAUACUGGUAUUGGUCAUGCAAAGUAAUUUUGGAAACAAAGGGAUUUCAAACACUGUUACAGUAUCCAGAUGAUUUUAGAGUUGAUUUGAUUGUGUAUGAUUUCACGCCUGGUGCUUGUUUACUUGCUUUUAUGCAUAAAUUCAAAAAUCCACCUCUGGUGUCUGUGACAGCCUACGGGAAUCCAUCUUUGUUGAACUCGAUCAUUGGCGGACAUCAGUAUUAUUCAUACGUGCCUCAUUAUUAUUUGCAUUAUGAAAAUGAUAUGAGCAUUUGGCAACGUUUAUAUAAUUUCGCUGUUCAUAUCAUUGAGUUAUACGAUCGUGGUGCGAAUUUCAAUCCAAAACUUGAUGCACUUGUGCGUGAAAAGUUUGGCCCGGGCUAUCCCAGUAUGACUGAAUUGGAACAACGGACAGCGAUCGCCUUCGUUAAUACAAACCCCACGUUCAACAUUCCGGCGCCGUUGCCCGAAAAUGUGAUUGCCGCUGGAGGGCUACAUAUUAGAGACACAAAGCCAUUGCCAAAGGAUUUGGAGCAAUUUAUUGCUUCAGCCAAAAAAGGAGCUGUCUUAUUUUCCCUUGGAACAAAUAUUCGAUCAAGUCUAAUGGAUGUUGAAAAACAAGAAAUUCUUCUGAAUGCAUUUAAACAUUUCGCCGAUUAUAAUUUCUUAUGGAAAUUUGAAGAUCCAACCAUCGAUUUGAAAUUACCGAAAAACGUUAUGAUCCAAAACUGGCUGCCACAAUCAGAUUUAUUGGCUCAUCCAAAAAUCAGAGCCUUUUUUACACACUCAGGCAUGUUAAGUACACAGGAAGCCAUUUGGCGGGGUGUUCCAAUUCUCGGAAUGCCAUUCGCGUAUGAUCAACAUGCGAAUCUGUUAAAAUCGAUUCGCCUGGGAUUUGCGGAAGGUAUUGAUUUUCAGACAAUGACAACGGAAAUUAUAAAAGAAAAAUUGCGCAAAAUCCUCGAAGAUCCAAAAUACACGAAGAACGCAAGACAAUUAUCUGCUCGAUUCAGAGAUCAAAAAGAAAAACCAUUAGACCGAGCUGUGUGGUAUAUUGAAUGGCUUCUACGUAAUCCAAAUGCUGAGUUCUUGAAAUCGCCCGUGCUUAGACUUGGUUUCAUUAGUGGAAAUUCGUUUGAUGUGAUUGCCAUAAUUACCAUUAUCUUAACGGUCAUCUUAUCGUUUGUAGCUAAAUUGAUAAUUUCUUACGUUCGUCAAGUCAUUCAAGAUUGGGACCAAGGUGCAUAUCGCCUCAAAGCAGAAUGAAGACACUCCAAUAAUUAAAAUCAGAAUCGAAAUCAUAAUGAUUGUUUUAUAUUUUCUUUGCAAAAAUCUGUUUGGAUCAAAAGGAGAAUUUAGAGAA